Molecule: messenger RNA, 2280 nt
Organism: Scheffersomyces coipomensis
Lineage: Eukaryota; Fungi; Ascomycota; Pichiomycetes; Serinales; Debaryomycetaceae
Gene: PHO89
Product: Pho89p
Exons: 1
Coding region: 362-2095 (577 amino acids)
Biological process (GO): phosphate ion transmembrane transport
Cellular component (GO): membrane
Source: RefSeq, a predicted model, not a curated record
AAUUAAAUUUAAAUAGAAAAUAAUAAAAAUAAUAAAUUAAAUAAAAAAAAAAAACAAUUAAAUUAUUAAGUAAGUUUAAAUGCAAAAAUUAAAUUUAUAACUGUCUUGCCAACUUGUGGAAAUUUAUGUAUCUAAUAACCUUUAUUUCAUUUAUGAUAUAAAUAUCACUUGAUUUCUUUCUAUUUUUCAAAUUUUUCAUUUAUUUAUUUAUUUAUUUCUAUUCAUCAACAUCAAAGCAAUUAGUUCUUACUACUCAACAACAACUACAACAACCACAAUAACUUUUAAUUACUAUAUUAUCAACUAAUAACAUUUCUUAUCAAACUAAUUACAUAUAGAUAUCUACUACAUAUAAUUCAUAAUGGUUGUCGCUUUACAUCAAUUCGAUUAUAUCUUUGCCAUUGGUAUGAUCUUUGCAUUCUUAGAUGCUUGGAAUAUCGGUGCCAAUGAUGUUGCAAAUUCAUUUGCUUCUUCAGUUUCUUCAAAAUCUUUAAAAUAUUGGCAAGCUAUGAUUUUAGCUGCCCUUUGUGAAUUCUUAGGUGCAGUUUUAGUCGGUUCAAGAGUUUCUGAUACUAUUAGAAAUAAAAUUGUCGAUGUUUCGCUUUUCGAAGAUACUCCAGCUGCUCUUAUGUUAACUAUGGCUUGUGCUUUAGUCGGUUCUUCUCUUUGGUUAACUUUUGCUACAAGUAUUGGUAUGCCGGUUUCUACUACCCAUUCCAUUGUUGGUGCUGUUAUUGGUGCUUCAAUUGCCGCUAAAGGUGCUCACAACAUUUUAUGGGGUUGGAAUGGUGUUGCUCAAAUCAUUGCUUCAUGGUUUAUUGCUCCACUUUUAGCCGGUUGUAUUGCAUCCAUAGUUUUCUUAAUCAAUAAAUUUGGUGUUUUAGAAAUUAAAAACCCAAAAACUUCUUUAAGAAAUGCUUUAUUCGUUGCUCCAGUUUUAGUUCUUUUAACUUUCUCCAUUUUAACCAUGUUAAUUGUUUACAAAGGUUCUCCAAAAUUACACUUAGAUGAUUUAAGUGAAGGUACUACUGUUGCUGCUAUUUUAGGGACUGGUGGUGUUGCCACUGCUGUUUACAUGCUUUUCUGUUACCCAUACUACAGAAGAAUUUUGGUUCAUGAAGAUUGGACUUUAAAAUGGUACCAUAUGUUUAUUGGGCCAAUCUAUUGGUUUAAAUCUACUGCCGAUAUCCCACCAAUGCCAGCUGGUCACCAAUUAGUUAUUGAUUAUUAUGAAGGUAGAAGAUAUGACGAAAAAGAUCAAGCUGCUACUGAUAUUCAACAAAACUCUUCUGAAGAAGGUUCUUCAAUUGAUAAGGAAUAUGAUGGUGUUAUGACUGAUAUGGAAAAGCAAGAUAAAGCAAUCGUUCCAGCUAAAAAACAAACUACUAGACAACUUUGGUGGUCAUUACUUAAACAACCAAAACAAUGGCCAUACUUAGUUUGGUUAGUAGCUUCUCAUGGUUUUGUUCAAGAUGUUAUUACUAAUCAAGUUACUCAAAAAGAUUUCUUAUCUGGUGAUCUUAAAGGUAUGCAUCAACAUUCUAAAUAUUAUGAUAACAAAAUUGAAUUCUUAUAUUCCUUAUUGCAAGCUAUUACUGCCUCAACUAUGUCUUUCGCUCAUGGUGCUAACGAUAUUGCUAAUGCUACUGGUCCUUUAGCUACUAUUUAUGUUGUUUGGACUACUAAUACCGUUGGUAAAAAGAAUGAUGUUCCAAUCUGGGUUUUAUGUUACGCAGCUGCUGCUUUAGUUAUCGGUGUCUGGACUUUUGGUUAUAACAUCAUGAGAAACUUGGGUAAUAAAUUAAUCUUACAAUCUCCUUCAAGAGGUUUCUCUAUUGAAUUAGGUGCUGCUAUUACUACUGUUAUGGCCACUCAAUUAGCUAUUCCAGUCUCUACUACUCAAUCUGCUGUUGGUGCCACUGUUUUCGUUGGUCUUUGUAACAGAGAUAUUAAAGGUGUUAACUGGAGAAUGGUUAUCUGGUGUUAUCUUGGUUGGAUUUUCACCUUACCAUUAGCCGGACUUGUUGCUGGUCUUUUAAAUGCCAUCAUCAUUCAUGCUCCAAGAUUCGGUGAAACUUACGCUUUAUCUGGUUAGAUUUAAUUCGUAUACUACUGUGAUUCUUCUUAUAUAUAUAUAACAAAAAAUUUUAAAUAUUCCUUUUUAUUUCAUUUGGUCGUCUUUUUUUAAUAUUAAUACAUUUAAUUAGUUCUUAAAAUUCUUAAUUUGUAAUUCAUUCCCAACUAUAAAUUGACUUCUUAAUAGUCUUUCUAUUAGCUUUA